GGGGGGAUGCCGGUCUGCCUGAUCAGGCUCUCGAUCUCAGCCGCCUCUCUGGUUUACAGUGGUUGCUUCCCUUUACUCACCGGGGAGCAACAUAUAAGGAAGGUGAACACACUCGCUAGUUCCAUGCGUGUUGCCCUCUUAAUUUGAUGCAGGCAGAAAGCUGAUCAACGAUAAGCUGCUAGUUCUUCCCUCUUGGAAUCUCUUCCUCCUGCCCCCCUUGGUCUGCUACGUUUUGCUUCUCCAGCGUACGUCCUGCCUCUCGUCUGUACAAGUAUCUUUACAGGGCAGUCGUGAAUGAUGCUUCCUAUGAGUUCAGCAUGCUCAGGAGGACAAUUCCCCGGAGCUUCACCUCAUGGGAUAAUACCAAAGCAGUUCAGCAGAGCGCCUCGUAUUCGUGUCAGUAUAAGAGGUAUGAGGUACCUCCCAAGUGCUACAAAAGAUCUCUUAAUAUAUGGAGCAGCAGGUGUUGAGAAGAGCCUGGGAUUAGGGAGGAAUGCGGGAAGCCAGCAAGGCAUGCAUAAGAAUGAACUGCAUGACAAGAUAAGGAAGCAGCUUAGGGAUGUCCAAUUACAACCAUCUUCAUACGACACUGCAUGGGUGGCCAUGGUGCCAGUGCAGGGCUCUCAUCAAACUCCACGCUUUCCGCAAUCUAUUGAGUGGAUACUGCAAAACCAAUAUGAUGAUGGAUCUUGGGGUACAAACCUGCCAGGUUUGGUAGUCAACAAAGACAUUCUUUUGUGUACAUUGGCAUGUGUUGUUGCACUGAAAAGAUGGAAUACUGGCCGAGAUCACAUCAGCAGAGGACUGAAUUUUAUUGGAAGAAAUUUCUCAGUUGCCAUGGAUGAGCAAACUGUUGCUCCUGUGGGUUUCAACAUUACCUUUUCUGGCUUGCUUAGCCUUGCCACUAGAACGGGUUUGGAAUUGCCUGUUAUGCAAACGGAUAUUGAUGGGAUUAUUCACAUUCGGAAGAUCGAAUUGGAAAGGGAUGCUUAUGGUACAGCUUCAUCAAGAAGAGCCUUCAUGGCAUAUGUGUCUGAAGGGUUAGGCAACCUACAAGACUGGAAUCAGGUAAUGGCGUAUCAAAGGAAGAAUGGAUCGAUUUUCAACUCGCCUUCUGCAACUGCUGCUACAAUAAUCCAUGGCCACAACUAUAGCGGCCUCGCUUACUUGGAUUUUGUUACAAGCAAGUUUGGUGGCCCAGUCCCGGUGAUGUAUCCGCAAAAUGCUUAUUCACAACUUUGCAUGGUGGAUACUCUUGAAAGGAUGGGUAUCUCUGAGAGUUUUGCUUGUGAAAUAAGUGAUAUAUUGGACAUGACAUACAGGUUAUGGAUGCAUAAUGAGGAGGAGCUAAUGUUGGACAUGAGAACAUGUGCAAUGGCAUUUCGCCUAUUACGUAUGCAUGGUUAUGACAUCACCUCAGAUGGAAUGGCUCAAUUUGUGGAACAAUCCAGCUUUGAUGAUUCAAUUCAUGGAUAUCUAAAUGAUACUAAGGCUUUGCUUGAGUUGUACAAAAGUUCACAACUUCGUUGCUUGGAAGAUGAUUUGAUUCUAGAAGAAAUUGGUUCUUGGUCAGCAAGAGUACUACUGGAAAAAAUAUCUUCCAAAAUGAUACACAUAUCAGAAUUACCGGAGGUGGAGUAUGCCUUGAAAUGCCCAGUCUAUGCCAUCUUGGAAAGGCUAGAGCAGAAGAGGAACAUAGAACAAUUCAAGACCAAGGAACAACUAAAAAUCGAGGGCUUCAAGCUGCUGAAAUCAGGAUACCGUGGCGUUAUUCCAAAUGAUGAAAUUCUGGCUUUGGCUGUUGACGAAUUCCAUUCCUCUCAAUCUGUCUACCAACAAGAACUCCAAGACCUCAAUAGUUGGGUGGCACAUACCAGAUUGGAUGAGCUGAAAUUUGCAAGAUUAAUGCCAUCGAUAACCUAUUUCAGUGCUGCUGCCGUCCUGUUGCCUUCUGAAUCAGCCCGCAUUGCAUGGACCCAGAACUGCAUCUUGACGACCACAGUCGAUGACUUCUUUGACGGUGAAGGAUCAAAAGAAGAAAUGGAGAACUUGGUCAAAUUAAUAGAGAAGUGGGACGACCAUGGUGAGAUUGGCUUCUCCUCCGAGUGUGUAGAGAUUCUAUUCUAUGCUGUUUACAACACGAGCAAGCAGAUUGCGGAAAAGGCCAUGCCGCUGCAGAAACGCAAUGCCGUGGAUCAUAUCGCCGAAUCGUGGUGGUUCACGGUGAGGGGCAUGUUGACCGAGGCCGAAUGGAGGAUGGACAAGUAUGUGCCAACAACAGUGGAGGAGUACAUGUCAGCUGCCGUGGACUCCUUUGCUGUAGGCCCCAUCAUCACCUCGGCGGCAUUGUUCGUCGGACCAGAGCUCUCGGAAGAGGUUUUCAGGAGCGAGGAGUACAUCCACCUAAUGAACCUUGCGAACACUAUCGGUCGCCUUCUCAAUGACAUGCAGACAUACGAGAAGGAAAUCAAAAUGGGGAAGGUCAAUAGCGUCAUGUUGCAUGCUCUUUCCCACAGCGGCGGAGGCCGCGGCUCACCGGAGGCAUCGAUGGAGGAGGCCAAGAGAGAGAUGAGGAGGGUCCUCCAGGGCUGUAGGUUUGAGCUCCUAAGGCUGGUGACUAGGGAUGCGGGUGUUGUUCCUCCGCCGUGCAGGAAGCUCUUCUGGCUCAUGAGCAAGGUUUUACACUUUGUCUACAUGGAAAAGGAUAGGUAUUUCACGGCAGAGGGGAUGAUGGCCUCGGCAAAUGCGGUGAUUCUUGAUCCCCUGCAAGUGACACUUCCUCCAUCUGAUUCGGGAACACUGUGACCACAAACAAAACCUGAAUUGUGUACUGUGUUAAGCAGCCUGCGCAGGUGUUUAUUGCCCGCGUAGCUCUCCUGCAAAUUAUAACUAGGUCGAAAUAAGUUGCUUGUAAUGUCUAUUACUCAAUAAUUCUUGGUCUAGAAUGCAUAUAGUGUAUUCAAACAUUUGACUUUUUAAGUAUGAAAUAAGUUGUUUGUAAUGUAUACAACUACUCUUUCAGUCCUGCAAAACAGAGUGAAGCGAAUAAAGCAUACACACAUAUAAGAGGAAAUACACUUCCAGUGAUUCAGGGGAAA
Messenger RNA from Oryza sativa Japonica Group (Japanese rice), 3098 nucleotides. Its product is annotated as ent-isokaur-15-ene synthase-like. Gene Ontology annotation, biological process: diterpenoid biosynthetic process. Lineage: Eukaryota; Viridiplantae; Streptophyta; Magnoliopsida; Poales; Poaceae. Gene Ontology annotation, molecular function: terpene synthase activity; magnesium ion binding. The record is from RefSeq and is a predicted model, not a curated record.